AUGGUACGCCCAGCUGAAGAUCUGCCCAUUCGACGUUUGUGGCUCUCUAACUUGGACCUAAUACAUCCAAGAUUUUAUGCCCCUACAUUAUUACUUUACAGUCCAAAUGGUUCCUCCAAUUUCUUUGAAGCAAAAGCGCUUAAAGAGGCCCUAAGGAAAGUUCUUGUGCCAUUCUAUCCUGCGGCUGGGAGAUUGGCAAGAGAUGAAAAUGGUAGAAUUGAGAUAAACUGUAAUGGGGAAGGAGUAGUAUUCGUAGAGGCUGAAACAGAUUCUACCACGGCUGAGCUUGGUGACUUCGUACCUGGCACAGAAAUUCAGCAGCUCUAUCCAAUUGUUGAUACUUCAGGCGACAUCUCUUCUUGCCCACUCAUAGUCAUACAGGUAACUAAAUUCAAAUGUGGCAAAGUUUGUCUUGGAUUAGGGUGGCAUCACACCCUAGUAGAUGGUGCUGCAGCUUUACAUUUUCUCGACACAUGGACUGCUUUAGCGAGAAGCCUUCCCAUUACCAUUCCACCAUUUAUUGAUCGAACAAUCCUCCGAUGUCAAAUCCCACCAAAACCGACAUUCCCUCACAGAGAAUUUGAUCCUCCUCAUACCAUGAACACUCCUAUCAGAAAUUCCAAAUCCAAAUCCAUGGCAAACUUGAUGAAUGUCAUCCCAGAGGCCAAAUUAAGAGAACGAAUCCUCCUCCAGACCAACGCAGCCAAGAGAAUGAUUCUGACUGCUGCAAAAACGAAAGGUGGGGAUGGCGGUGCACCAUCAGAACGUGACGAUCAAUACCUCUCCGAUGAUACACCUGUAGUGGCACUUUCAACUGGAUGUGUUAAGGCCAUGGUAGUUAAUGAAUGUGACUCUACAAUGGGAUGUCAUUCCGACCAUGAUUUUCAACCUCCUUGUCCUAACAACAUUGUCGAUGCUUCAAAAGCUGUUUGGCAAGCUUUAGGAGUUCCUGAAAGCGACGGGGGUGACAUGGAUAUUUCCUGGUCUGAUGCUUGA
Messenger RNA from Dovyalis caffra, 996 nucleotides. The record is from the annotation of a GenBank genome assembly. NCBI's taxonomy places the organism in Eukaryota, Viridiplantae, Streptophyta, Magnoliopsida, Malpighiales, Salicaceae.